This is a messenger RNA of Salvia hispanica, 2379 nucleotides long. NCBI's taxonomy places the organism in Eukaryota, Viridiplantae, Streptophyta, Magnoliopsida, Lamiales, Lamiaceae. The record is from RefSeq and is a predicted model, not a curated record.
UUUAUAAUUAGGGUUUUCCAACUCACUAACAUUAAGUGAGAAGAAUCCAACCUUGUUCUCUCUAAAAAUAGUCUCUCUGCAAAAACCGAUCUUGAAUUCUUCUCUCUUUCUCUGUUCAAGGCAGUAGUUUCUCACCCUUUUUCUUUAGGUGCAUUAAUUGUUAAUUAAUUAUUUUGUGAUAAAUAUGCAUUAAUUUAUGUAUUUGUUUUGUGUAGCCUGCAUAUUAUUCCGUGGGGAUUUUUGUCUCAAAAAUGCUGGGAAGACAACAUGAAAAUGUGAAUGAAAAUGGUUAUUCCUCAUCCGAUCCAGGUGAAAGAAGACCAUCGACCGAUACCGUUGCGCUACACCGAGCCGCACUGAUGGGCAACUGGGAUGCUGCUUGGGAGCUUUUAAGCAGAAACGAAAACUUGAUCAGAACCGCUAUAACAGAAGGAGGUGAAAUUGCACUGCACGUAGCUGCAGUUGAAGGCCAUGAAAUUUUUGUCACAAAAUUAUUGGAAAAUAUUGAAAUAGAUGACAUGGAAACUCUGAACGAGAAAGGGUGCACUGCACUAUGCUUUGCUGCAGCUGCUGGACACACUAAAAUUGCUCAAAUUAUGUUACAAAAACACCCAGAUUUGGCAAAUAUCAAGGGUGAGAAUAGUGUUUGGCCGCUCUAUAUGGCUGCAUUGCUAGGAUUUGGUGAAAUGGCUGACUUUCUCUACCAUAAGUCAAAUCUCGGAUCAUGGACCCCACUAGAAAAGGUCAACAUGCUGACUUCAGCAAUUGAGUCUGAGUUGUACGCUAAGAGGAUCGUGGGCGACGAUAAAACGUUAGCUGUGGCUAAAGACAUAAAUGGCGAGACACCGUUGCAAGUGCUUGCCCGGUGUCCAUCUGCAUUUUCUUGUGACAACGGCCCAGGAUUUUGGAACAAGAUUGCAAUAAAUGUACUGCCCUGUAUGAAGAAGACAGCGAUUGACGACAUGAAUGCAAGGUGUAAUGCCAAAAGAUUAAUGUAUUAUUUGAUGGAUGCUGCUAAAUUAUGUAAAGAAGAUAUUGAAAUAGGAGGAGCCGUUGAGCCAGCACAUGUUGAAGCAACAGUAGUUGUUGAGUCAGCACAUGUUGAACCAACAACUCAUGUUGAGUCAGCAGAUAUUGAAGCAGAUGAAGAUAGGGUUACGGAUUUUUCGACAUCAUUUUUUACAGCAGUGGAUGCGGGAAAUGAUGUAUUCUUGGUGGAAUUAUUCAAAAACGACCAUGAUUUAUUGUACAAAGUUAACGAAAAAUCACAUAGCAUAUUUCAUGUUGCGGUUUUGCGUCGCAACGUCAAUGUGUUCAAUUUGAUGUAUGAGUUGGGUGGUACCAAAGAUUUGAUAGCAACGUACAUAGAUGAUGAAGGUAAUAACAUAUUGCACUUGGCGGGAAAAUUGGCUCCUCAAAAUAAGCUUGACACUAUUCCCGGGGCUGCUUGGCAGAUGCAACGGGAAGUACUGUGGUUCAAGGAGGUCGAGAAGCUCGUACAGCCCUCUUACAGACACAAGAAGAAUAAGAAAGGGCAAACGCCUCACGAAUUAUUUGUAGCCGAGCACAAAGGUAUACGAGCGGAAGGGGAGAAAUUCAUGAAGCAAACCGCGAAAUCGUGUAUGCUGGUGACGAUACUGAUCGCGACCGUAGUGUUCACAACGGCUUUCACUGUCCCCGGCGGAUACAACAAUAGCGGCGUCCCAAUUCUCGAGAACAAGAGGAUGUUCGUGAUCUUCCCUCUGUCGGAGGCAGUGGCGAUGCUCUCCUCGCUCACCUCGAUGCUCAUGUUCCUCUCGAUCCUCACUUCCCGCUACUCCGACGAGGACUUCCUCAAAGCGCUGCCGAUUUGGAUGGUGGUGGGUGUGUCGGCGCUCUUCUUCUCCAUCGUGGCGAUGAUGGCGGCGUUCUGCUCGUGCUUGCUGUUUUUCGAGCACGGUUGGGUGUCGGCGACACUGCUCUUGACUUUCUUCGGAAGUGUGCCGAUAAUGUUUGUGGUGUUAAAGUAUCAUCUCUUGAAGACUAUACUGCUUUGUACCUAUAGUUGUACUUGGUUGUUCCGGUCGCACAACCGGUUGCACUCCUAGGAAUUUGCUUGGGAUGCGGGAUGUACUGUACAACUGGUUGCACUCCUAGGUAUUUGCUCAGGAUGCACCGUACAACUAGUUGCACUCUUAUGUAUUAUCACUUAUAUAGCUCUAAUUAAAGCACCUAGUUAUGUCAUAUUGUAAUGUAGUAGUGUACAAAUAUGUUUAUGCAUGAGGUUGGUAGUCCUACCUUUUAUUCAAAGUUGAUUAUUAGAGGAUCCACAAUGGUCGGCGAGCGACCGGCUAGCCGAUUCCCGGCGCUGAUUAUUAGAGCAUCCACAAUGUUUAUGUA